AACAUAUCGAAGGAAAUUUUAAGCGUGGCUAGUCAGGGAACCAACAAAAGGUAAUUAAAUUGCCGUAAUUUUAUCAUUCAAACACGCCCAAUAAAUGCAGUCGUUAAUUGCGUAAAUAUUGUGCAAUAUUCGUCGGAUCGUAAGACGUGAAGAAAGUGCUUGGAAGUGCAACAAAUUUGUGAAAAUGAGUAGCUCCGAGGAGAUCUCUUGGAUAUCCUGGUUUUGUGGUCUUCGCGGAAAUGAAUUCUUUUGUGAGGUUGACGAGGAUUACAUCCAAGACAAAUUCAAUUUAACUGGACUCAAUGAACAAGUACCGAACUAUAGACAAGCAUUGGACAUGCUGCUUGAUCUAGAGCCAGAGGAUGAAUUAGACGAAAAUCCUAACCAAUCAGAUCUCAUCGAACAGGCUGCUGAAAUGCUGUACGGACUCAUUCAUGCUAGAUACAUCCUAACAAAUCGUGGCAUUGGUCAAAUGAUAGAGAAAUACCAAAGUGGCGAUUUCGGACACUGUCCACGAGUCUAUUGCGAGAGUCAGCCCAUGCUUCCCUUAGGUUUGUCGGACAUUCCCGGCGAGGCAAUGGUAAAAUCAUACUGCCCGAAAUGCAUCGACGUUUAUACUCCUAAGUCAUCGCGACAUCAUCACACUGAUGGGGCGUACUUUGGUACGGGUUUUCCACACAUGUUAUUUAUGGUUCAUCCAGAAUACCGUCCGAAACGCCCUACGAACCAAUUCGUUCCAAGAUUAUAUGGCUUCAAGAUUCAUUCCCUAGCGUAUCAAAUUCAGUUACAAGCAGCUGCCAACUUUAAAAUUCCACUACGAGGGGUAAAUUUUAAAAAUGGAAAUCGCAGCUUCUUACAAAAUUGAAUUUAAUAAAUUUUGGAAUUGGACCAAGCUGACACCGAAAAACAAAAAAAAAUUAAAUUUUUUUUUCAUUUAAAUAGUAAAAAGAAAUCAUGAGAUAUUUGUAUUUUCUACACGACUGCGCAACACAAGAAAUCAACACGAGAGAUACAAAAACAACAACAUCAACAUCAAGCAGCAGACAACCGCAAAAUGAUUAUAAAUUAAAAAGUUUAAAUUAAACAAACAAACAAAACAAAAAGAAGCAAACGAAAAUUUAAAAAGAAUAAAAAUUGAAAAUGAUGUGAGUCAUCAUAGUGUGUGAAUAAAGAGAAAAUAAAAAUGAUUUAAAAAUUCAGUUCUUGUUAUCAAAUAUAAUUUAAAAAAAAAAAUUAAAAGUAAAGAGAAAAGAAAAUGGCGAAAAAGGGUUACUAACUAUGUUGAGUGUCCCUAGUUUAAAUUAAACAAAAAAAAAUAAUUAUUUUUAUUCAAAUUAAUUUUCUUUGAAUAAAUGAAAUUCAAGCAAACAAAAAAGGAACACGUUAAAGGAGCUGAAUAUUCAAACAAACAAUUGAAAAUUCAAAUGACCCCCUUCAUCCCGAGGUUUUUUGCUAAUGUGAACCAACAAUAAUUUCAAUUAAAAAAUUUCCUUUCCCCUACCUAUACAAAUCCUUCUGAUGACAACAAAAGGAAAGAAAGCAGAAGAAAUACCAUCGUCAAAUACCAACAUAGUGUUUUGCAUUACUAUUACUAUACAUUACCACCCAACGGGAAAAGGAUGUUAAAUUAGGGCAAUAUUUAUACAAAAAUAAAAUCGGUUGAGUUGGUAUUGGUGGACGGGUUUGUCUUUUUCCCUUUCUUUUCUUCCUUUGGUUCUUCUGUUUUCUUCUUUUUAUUAAUUAAUCUUUCGUUGUUAUAUCAUUGUGAACAUAAUAACAAAAAAA
Messenger RNA from Bradysia coprophila, 1785 nucleotides. It is a transcript of the gene CkIIbeta, whose product is annotated as casein kinase II subunit beta. The record is from RefSeq and is a predicted model, not a curated record. NCBI's taxonomy places the organism in Eukaryota, Metazoa, Arthropoda, Insecta, Diptera, Sciaridae. Gene Ontology annotation, molecular function: protein kinase regulator activity. Gene Ontology annotation, cellular component: cytoplasm; protein kinase CK2 complex.